Messenger RNA from Periconia digitata, 1081 nucleotides. The record is from the annotation of a GenBank genome assembly. Lineage: Eukaryota; Fungi; Ascomycota; Dothideomycetes; Pleosporales; Periconiaceae.
CUCCCCAAAGUCUUGAGAGCGUAAACUGUAUGUAACCUCUUCGUCGUGCUCCUCCCGAGGGGCAGCCUCUGUCUGUUUUUAUAUCAUGACCGCCCGGUCGUCCCAAUCUUCCCCCAUCCGCUCCCCCUAGUCCAUUGUUGAUGGUUCUUCGCCGCCAGCCAAUCACCGCAACAGGCCUGCCAUGCAUCACCACCCGCCGCCGGCUACCCUGCCCGCGCCCUCCUCGCAAACGAACAAUCCCCCCCAGCACUCCAACCACCAGGAAUACAGCGAGAAAGAUGCCUACGCCGGUCGCCAGCCCUUCCAGCAGAGCCCCCAUGCAGCCCAGCGCGGCAGCAAGGGCAGCAGUCGCAGUCGAGCUCACGACUCGGUCAUGUCGGCCCACCCGCUUUCACCCAAAUCAGCUCACACUUCUCCGCCCAGCCCGACUGCCAGCCUGCAUCGCACAAUACCAGAGAUAGACCAGCAGCAGCAAAUCUCUCCCGCAACCACUCCCAUCGCCUACCCGCAGCGUGCCUACAUAGAUCCGGAGAAGGCUGCCGCUGGCAACAACAUCUCCUCGAGCAAUCAACGGUCUCCGCGAGCUUCCAACCAGGACGUCAGAGCUGUAGUCUACGACUCUGGCGAGUACCACGAAAAGGGUCCCGAAGACAAACCUGUACAACUGCUUCUCUUCCUCUCCGGCCCAUGCGCCCUCCUCUCCAUCUUCAUCGCCCUCUGGACCAUCCUCGCUCUCUUCAUCCUAGCCCUGGUGCAGCCCUUCCGCCUCCUAUCCUCGCGCUCCACAAAAUCCGUCCAACUCACCACCUUCCUCGCCGCCCCGCUCAACCUCCAACUCCACCUCAUCUACUCGUACGCCACCUCCACCGACUACAGCUCGCCCAUGCUCGUCGUCAUCAACCUCUUCUCCCCCUUCGUCGCGGCCGGCGUCGCCAUCGCUGCCUGGACUGCUGCCUUUUUCUGGUUCUUCUCCGCUAUACUGGGGGAUCCUGCCGGUCAGGAUGGGCGCAAUGACGGGAAGGAGAGCAUCCUUGGAGUGCGGAAUUGGUGGGAGCGGUGGCUGUCUAGGGCGUUGAGAUGA